Pseudocercospora fijiensis CIRAD86 is the source of this 1755-nucleotide messenger RNA. RefSeq names its product UDP-glucose/GDP-mannose dehydrogenase. Gene Ontology annotation, biological process: glycosaminoglycan biosynthetic process; polysaccharide biosynthetic process. Bases 1 to 1755 code for a protein of 584 amino acids. The record is from RefSeq and is a predicted model, not a curated record. The transcript has 2 exons. Lineage: Eukaryota; Fungi; Ascomycota; Dothideomycetes; Mycosphaerellales; Mycosphaerellaceae. Gene Ontology annotation, cellular component: cytosol; nucleus. Gene Ontology annotation, molecular function: NAD binding; UDP-glucose 6-dehydrogenase activity.
AUGAGCAGUUCAGAGUCAACGAGUGCAGCCGGCUCGCCGCUCAUGAUCUCCAGAGCAUCGAGUCAGACUUCUCUGGAAAUUUUUGAUGACGAGACGGAUGCGCCAGUACGAAACAUCGUUUUCGUCGGCGCAGGCUACGUGGGAGGUCCGACAGCCGCAGUGAUCGCAAGCCAAUGUCCAAACAUACGGGUGACCGUGGUUGACAAGAGUCGAAACCGAAUCCAGCAAUGGCGAUCGAAACACCUCCCAAUCCACGAACCCGGCCUGAGCGACAUCGUUCGACUUGCUCGAGAUGGCUCCGCAUCGAGAGCUCCGAAUCUCUUCUUCUCCACCGACUGUGACGAACACAUCGCCGCAGCAGACAUCAUCUACCUUGCAGUGAACACUCCCACAAAGACCAAUGGCAUCGGCGCCGGAGCCGCGACCGACAUUUCGAUGUUUGAGUCGGCCGCAAGGUCCGUCGCUCUGGCCGCACAACCUGGGGCGAUCAUCGUCGAGAAGAGCACAGUGCCUUGUCGUACAGCGGACAUGGUCCGAGAGAUUCUGAACUUCCACCGACCUGGCGUCCCGUUCGAAGUGCUCUCGAAUCCGGAAUUCCUUGCAGAAGGCACGGCGAUCCAAGAUCUGAUCAAUCCAUCACGGGUCCUCAUUGGUUCCUCCACGACCACGUCCGGGCGUGCGGCUGCGGCGAGACUAGCAGAUGUCUAUGCCGGCUGGGUUCCGCGAGAGAAUAUCCUCACGAUAGAUGUGUGGUCGUCUGAGCUUGCCAAGCUCGUAGCGAAUGCCAUGCUGGCGCAAAGAAUCAGCAGCAUCAACAGCAUUAGUGCCAUUUGCGAGAAGACGGGAGCAAACGUCAGCAAUGUGGCCAAGGCGGUUGGCUUGGAUGCGAGACUGGGGCCCAAGUUCCUGCAAGCCGGUCUCGGGUUUGGAGGCUCGUGUUUCAAGAAAGACAUCCUCAGCUUGGCGUAUCUCGCCGAGACGUUGGAGUUGCCGGAAGUGUCGCAAUACUGGAGAUCGGUCAUCGAGAUCAACGAAUGGCAAUGUUGCAGAUUCGUCCGGUCGGUGGUGAGAAAGCUCAAUGGCAGCUUGCGGGGGAAGAAGGUGGCUGUCCUGGGCUAUGCGUUCAAGAAAGACACAGCAGAUACCCGAGAGUCCCAAGCCACGGAGGUCGUCCGAAUGCUCUGCGCCGAAUGUCCGUCCGAGAUCGCCAUCUACGAUCCGCAAUGCGACAAGACUCAUGUGGAAGCUGAGCUGGCUGGCCUCUUCUCUGCCAGCACAUCAUCACCAGCACUGAAGCCGAACGGUCCCGUUUCCGUCUGCGACAGUCCAUACGAAGCCUGUGCCGCAGCGACGGCCGUUCUCAUCUUGACGGAGUGGGAUCAAUUCAGGUAUCCCUCGGUGUCCCCACUACAACCUGUCAGACCAAAAUUGCACGACUUCGACUCUGGUUACAAUUCCGAUUCAACCAUGACGGGCGAGGUCCCCACCCUCCAAACAUUCCAAGCCAACAAUCCUCUUGUCAUGUCGUGUGACAACACCAAUCCCGAACCUGCAUGCCCAGGGGAAUGCAAGGAUUGCAUGCUCGAAGUUCACGGCGGUGUGGGUGCAAGAGAUCCUAUCGACUGGCCCACUGUUGCACGACUCAUGCAUGGAGAGCGAUAUCUUUUCGAUGGCCGGGGGGUUGUUGAUCCGGAGAAGAUGGAGGAAGAGGUGGGAUUCCGGGUGGAAACAAUUGGCAGAGCGCGUUCGAGGUAG